AUGUCACUCCAGACAAUUUAUGUCACCCGGCACGGUGUAAGUAGUCCUCUCAGCCCGUCAACUACCUGUUAACCAGGCUGACAUACCCUCUACUGCAGUUCCGUAGCAACUGGGUGGUAGACGCCAAGACAGGAGAAUACAGCGCCUCGAUCCCCUCCCCCACCGGAAUCGCAUCAGACCCAGCAUUAGCAGGAAAAGGCGUGGAGCAAUCCCACGAACUCGCUGCGCAUCUGAAGACUCUCUCACCACCUAUCGAGCGAUUCUAUUCCUCCCCAUUCUACCGAUGUAUCCAAACUAUCCUUCCCGCCGUGGAAGCCAUUGCAAGUACCACCAGCGACCCUGAGACGAAGAAAAUCCGCGGCGAGAAUGGCAUUGGCGAAUGGUAUGCAUAAAUACAUUCAAAUUUUCUCCCGAUGGGAGGGAAUAUUGACAUAAAAUACAGGUACGGCAUGGCGCGAUUCGACCAUCCAUCCCCGGCCGAACCACAACUUUUAAAGAGUAUAUUCCCACGAUACGACUUGGAAUACACACCCGUAAUAAAGCCCAGCGUCAACGGCGAGACAAUCAAGGAAUUGCAUGAUAGAACGGCGUAUGCACUACAUCGAAUCAUUGAACAGAGUGAUAAGGAGGGGGUAAAGGCCAUUGUGAUUUGUACACAUGCUGCUACAUUGAUUGCUGUUGGACGAGCACUGACAGGACACAUGCCGGAGGAUAUUGAAGAGGAGGAUUUCAGACCUUUUACUUGUGGACUCACUACUUUUACUAGAGCUUCGAGUGGAAAGUCUGAAGAGAGUAAACUUGGGAAAUGGGAAGGCCCCGGGUCGGAGAUUCCGGUCGUUGAUUGGAGGGAGGGGAAUGGUGUUGGUGGGGGAUGGAAACUUGGGAAGAGUGGGGAUUGUAGUUUCCUCAGUGGAGGAGAAGAGAGAGGAUGGUGUGUUAUCUUCUCUUUGCGUACUCCUUCAUAAUUCUUUUACUAACUUCGAGCAGGCGGUUUUCUGGAGACGAGUCAUUCAUCGCAGCUUCAGGGCAGGCUACUGAACUCGAUGCGGGGUCUGGACUUGGUGUCAUCAUAGAGGGGAACAAACCUGGGAGUCCAAGAUUAUGA
Messenger RNA from Hymenoscyphus albidus, 1105 nucleotides. The record is from the annotation of a GenBank genome assembly. Lineage: Eukaryota; Fungi; Ascomycota; Leotiomycetes; Helotiales; Helotiaceae.